GCGGGGCUCCCCGGACCUCGGCGGACCAGGACCUCGUCUGUUCCUCCUCCUGGACUCGGCAGGUGCUGUCGCUGAACAGCCUGGCGUCCGAGAUCUUGUUAUUUCUGUGCUGGCAGCUGUCGCCCCUGCGCUGCGCCUGGAUUCCUCUCUUCUUUUUUUUCCUUGCUUCCGGGCGUCUCGAGGAGGUGGGAUUUGUGGAAUGCACUGUCCGCACGAAAGCGUGUUUUCCCGUUUGGCGCCGUGAGGAAUUCUUUCAUCCAUCGAUCGAUCGAUCGAUCAAUCAGUCAAGUCCGUCAGCCCGGCUGGGACCUGCCCCCACUGCCGGAGCGGAGCCAGGAUCUCCUCGAGUGCUUGCAGAUAUCCGAGUCUUCCCUGGAAGUCCCGUCGGCCGUUCCCUGAAGCGGAGAGAGCAGGGCCUGCCCACCCAGAGGCGGUGGGGGGGCGAGGCUGGCCGGAGGGAGGACGGGUGUCGCCAGGGCACACCACGGACCCCCCCCAGCCGGCGUGCCCCUGGUCUGGAUUGAGAGAGACGCCCGUGCCCUACGAGGGGGGUGGCUCUUGCCCCUGUCGCCCAUUUUCCCCCGAUCCUGCGGCGGAGCCUUGUAUCGACGCUGAAGGGUGGCUUCGUGUGUGGGACCCAAACGGACCCCGCGUGACCCUGUGACCCUGUGACCCCGUGACCCCAAGAGGCCGAGUGGUCCAGGACCUGAACGCCGCCCGGGACGCCAUCUGAACACAGCAGGAGCAGUUGGAGACUGUUCUGAGUCUAUCCCCUGUCUGUAUUUCUGUAAUCCGUGCGUCUGCAGUCGACGCUGGAUCAUGACUUGUGCGCCGGUCCGGACCUGCGUUUAGACUUUUCCGUCUCCAGUCGAACCUGUCGCCGGACCGCCUGGUGAACCCCGCUCGUGAGGCCGACCUGCUCCGGGCAUGCUGGACACGGGUCCCAGGAUGCGGAUCGAGCCCGCCCCCCUGGGGGCUCCUCCACCCAUCGGGGGCGCCCCGGAGAAGCGGCAGAGGCGAUUGGGCUACGGCAGACACACCUACCCCAGCCUGCGGGAAGUCCUGCAGCUCAAGCUCCAGCAGCGCCGGACCCGGGAGGAGCUGGUCAGCCAGGGAAUCAUGCCACCACUGAAAAGUCCAGCUGCUUUCCACGAACAGAGGAGAAGUCUGGAGCGAGCGCGGACCGAGGACUACCUGAAGAGGAAGAUCCGCUCGCGCCCGGAGCGCUCGGAGCUGGUCAGGAUGCACAUCCUGGAGGGUGCGUACCCACCCACGCGGUGUGCGUUAACGGCGUUUGACCAGCGGGGGCGCUGCGAAGCCACAGCGGGUCGUGUCUUCCUGUCUGGAUCGCGCAGGAGCGUGGUGGUGCUCGCCCAGCUGGGCCGGUGUGGUGACCGUCCGGUGGCUCCUGUCCCUCAUGGGGCCGGUGUGGUCACUUGGAGCCCCUCGCUCUCUUGCCCUUGCGGGUAUUUAAUCAUGACGAUGGCCGCUAGUUCAGCUGCAGGUCUGUUUGACCCUCUCCAGGGGCUCGUCGGCGGACUCGGGGGGUCGGGGGGGGCUCUCGUGGGCUCGUCCGCUCACGAGGCUCGGGCUGCUUGUGCUGGCUUGGCGGUGCUGCGGGGAGCGAGCCGGGGCAGGACGGGCGCGAUGUCGGGUCGGGAUACAUUGUCCUAUCGAGACGCGGAAGGUGCCGAUGGCUUAUCUCCCCGUUCUCCUUGCCUCGCUCUUCUAGAGACGGAGUUCCCGAAGGUGGCGGGCGAGAGCUCGUCCUUCGACGAGGACAGCAGCGACGCCCUGUCCCCCGACCAGCCUGGCAGCCGGGGGUCCCCUGCCAGCACCGUCCCCCAGCCCUCGCCCCUGAUGGACACGCAGGCGCAGAGCAGCACGCCUUCGCCCGCACAGUCUCUUUCUCUGGCCCCGCCCACCCCGGAACCACCAGCCCCCCAGCAGAAGCUGACCAAUGGGGCGGCAGCGCCAGCUCAGAGCCGGCCCACCCCCUCUCUCAUCAAGCAGCCCCAGGGCAAGCUGGGCCCCGAGCGCCCCAGCCAGCGCAGUAAGAAGGCGAAGGACAGCAAGCCCAAGGUGAAGAAGCUCAAGUACCACCAGUACGUGCCUCCGGACCAGAAGCCGGAGCGCGAGCCGCCAGCCGAUCAGCAGACCUCCUCCACCGUGGGCCCCUCCCCCUCCCGUAACACACCCGCCUCCAACCCGGGGUCCUCCAAUCAGGGUGGACUGAGCCGCCAGGGCCAGCCUCCGGGGGGAGGGGCGAAGCACUUAGCCCUGCCCCCUAACCUGGAGGACCUCAAGCCCAUCCCCCUCCAGGUCAGCUCCCCCCUCACCCAGCUCAGCCUCCACCCCUCCCCCCCGCAGGCGCUGUUCCAGGUCAAGGAGGAGAACGUCUCCGGGGCGGCCCCCUGCCGCUUCUCCCAGCCUGCCCCGGGGCCGCUGGACAAGGACCAGAUGCUGCAGGAGAAGGACAAGCAGAUCGAGGAGCUGACGCGGAUGCUGAGGCAGAAGCAGAGGCUGGUGGAGACGCUGAGGUCCCAGCUGGAGCAGGGCAAGCGGGCGGGCGACGUCGCGGACACGCUGCUCCGCGUCCGGGUGAAGGAGGAGCCCCUGGAGCUGGGGGUGUCGGCGUGCUCGGGGUCCCCCUGGGGCUCGUUCGGCCCCCCCCGCGCCCCCCCGUCGCCCGGCCUGCCGGAGGACGCCAUCCAGGUGACCAUCAAGGAGGAGCUGGAGGAGGAAGAGGAAAUGCUGCUGCCUGCCGAGACUCUCUGGCCACGGGAGACGCAGGGGCGCCCUCUGCAGCGGACACCGCGGGCGCGGCAGCUGCAGGAGCUGCAGCACUCGCGGCAGCUGCAGAAUGCGCCGGAGCAGGAGAUGGAGCAGUCGGAGCAGCUGCAGCAGGCGCCGGCGCAGGAGAUGGAGCAGUCGGAGCAGCUGCAGCAGGCGCCGGCGCAGGAGAUGGAGCAGUCGGAGCAGCAGCAGCAGCAGACGCCGGAGCAGCAGCAGCAGCUGCAGCAGCUGCAGGAGAUGCGGCUGCAGCAGUCCCAAGCUCAGCAGGUGAGUCACAGCCGCGCAGACCCUGCGGCCUCGCGCUUCUCGGCUGGCUCCUCCCGGGCUCCGGCGGGCAGGCUGCCCCCCCCCCACAGAGCGUCUCCUCGGCGGGGGAGACGUGUCACUGGGGAACAGGGCCCCAGAGCCUCCAUCCUGGGAGGGCUGCGGGCCGUCGGGUAG
Lepisosteus oculatus (spotted gar) is the source of this 3237-nucleotide messenger RNA. Lineage: Eukaryota; Metazoa; Chordata; Actinopteri; Semionotiformes; Lepisosteidae. The record is from RefSeq and is a predicted model, not a curated record.